AUGGCAGCUAAAAUUGCUCAAUACAAUUACGAAUGGCGGUUUGACACCAUCGUAUUGUUUAACCUGCUGAGUUCAUUUCAUCUUAAAACGUUUUUGACGGAGUAUAAUAAGUCAGUAAUCAUUAGAAAAAAUAAGUACUUACCUCCUCCAUGUUACCGCAAUUCGCAAGUACCGCAGUUUGUCAUAUAUGGAGAUGACAUCGGCGAAUUAACGGAUUUCUUACAAUUUCUCGUGGAUAAUAAAUAUGAUUGUAGUGCAAAGUACAUACUCGUCUGUACUUCCCCGGACCUUGAAGAUUGUGAUGAAAAUCAAUUAUUUGAAACGUUGGCUCGCCUGUUUAUAUCAAACGUGAUUUAUUUAAAGCUACGUGACGGAAAUGACCCCGCGGCGUACACUUAUUAUCCAUUUUUGCCGGAUAAAUGUUGGCACCAUGAACCAGUGAGUCUUACUGUACAGUUUGGGUGCCCUUACGACCAAUGCUACAAGUCACAAUUCCCAGAAAAGUUCUACAAUCUAUAUAAGUGCAAGUUUAUCGUCUCAACUAUGGAACAAGCCCCGUUCAUGAUUUUCACAAAUAAAUCAGAUGGCACCAGAGAGAUUAGCGGGUCAGAUGGGAAUAUCUUGAGACUUGUGGUAAGCAUGCUAAACGCGACUCUUGUAAUACUGACUCCGGCUGAAGGUAACGACUGGGGACGCUUUGAAAAUAAAACCUGGACUGGAUCUCUAGGUCAUGUAUUCAACAACAAAGCUCAUGCUUCUAUGUGCUCUUCUCCCCUGACCUCCAGCAAAUAUAGUGAUUUCCGAAUUUCCUUCUGUUACGACUCUUUAGACUUAGUCUGGAUCGCAGCGAUAUCCAAACUAAGACCGUCGUGGGAAAAGCUUUUGCGCCCCUUGGAUGUUUAUAUAAGAAUUGCAUUAUUUUUCAUGUUUAUUGGUAUUGUCGUAUUGAACACAUUUAUAAGAUCGAAGAUUUGGAACAUGCUACGAAAGGUUUUCGAAGUUGCUCCGCUGAAAUCGAAUCUGCUUUUUUAUUCCUGGACAUUGUUUCUCGGUAUGCCUGUUACAAGAGUCCCUACUAGAGUGGCCUUUCGCACUCUCUUUUGCACAUGGAUCUGGUUUUGCGUGAUCUUUAGAAGCGUGUAUCAAGGUGUACUUAUUGGCUCACUUAAAGUUCGAGUUACAGAAGAUAAUCUUAAGAACUUUCAAGAUGUUUUAAAAAACGAUUAUCCCUUUGGUGGUCUGCCGAGUUUGAGAGAAUAUUAUACGGACGACCCCAAAGUGUAUGAUCACUGGAAACCGCUUAUGUAUGAUAAAGCACGUGAACAAUUGCAUAGGAUAACGGAUGGGAGCUCCGAUUUCGUGCUAGCUUUGAGCAGGGAGUAUGCGAUUGAGUAUUUGCUCCAAUAUAACGGCAGAAAGCAAGCGCAGAUAAUACCUGAAAAAAUCGCAAAUAUCCCGAUCGUGAUGUUUUUCAAAAAGAAUUCCAACUUUGCAUAUUCUGUAAGUCGACUUCUCACAGUCAUAAUGGAGGGAGGGUUUUCUCAACAACUGUAUAAACGUUAUGUUAAACAUGCGAGAAUCUUAACCCACCAAGAACAGUCUCGAAUCCCUGUACCUCUCCGCCUGCAGCAUUUCACCGGAUCUUUUGCUGUUCUAUUUUUUGGCUGGAUUAUGGCCAGCAUUUUCUUUUUAGUGGAAUAUGUUUGUGGCAGAGAUAUUAUGAAGAAUAACAUAGAAAGUACUUAG
Messenger RNA from Hyposmocoma kahamanoa, 1746 nucleotides. RefSeq lists its product as uncharacterized. The record is from RefSeq and is a predicted model, not a curated record. Bases 1 to 1746 code for a protein of 581 amino acids. NCBI's taxonomy places the organism in Eukaryota, Metazoa, Arthropoda, Insecta, Lepidoptera, Cosmopterigidae. Gene Ontology annotation, molecular function: ligand-gated monoatomic ion channel activity. The transcript has a single exon. Gene Ontology annotation, cellular component: membrane.